AUGUGCAAGAUAAUUCUGACCACAGGUCUCUGUUUGAUCAUCGCCAGCUUGGCUUCUUCCUCCAGGCUGGUGUGUUACUAUGACAGCUUGGCUUACUACAGAGCGGAGGGCGGGAAGUUCCAGAUUUCAGACCUGAACCAUUGUACCCAUCUGAUCUUCGCCUUUUCUGACAUUAACAGUGUGAACAGACUGGUCCCCAGCAAAGCAGCUGACGUACAAAGCUAUUACUCCUUUAAUGCACUCAAAACCAGAUUCAGUACGAUGGUGUCAACACAAACAAGAAGAGCAAUGUUCAUCCAGUCUGCUAUCACACUACUGAGAACAUAUGGUUUUGAUGGGCUCAGCCUGGACUGGAGGUUUCCCGCAGCAGCAGGAAGCCAAUCAGACAACAAGCAGAAAUUUACACUGUUGUGCCAGGUCAGUUACCUUAACACAACCAAGUUUGGAGGAGCCUUCGUCUGGUCUCUGGACCUGGAUGACUUCAGUGGAAAUUUCUGUAAACAGGGCAAAUAUCCCCUCAUCAGCCACCUGCAUGAUCUCCUUGUUCCAGGUCUCUGUUUGAUCAUCGCCAGCUUGGCCCAUUCCUCCAGGCUGGUGUGUUACUAUGACAGCUUGGCUGAAGAUAGAGCGGAGGACGGGAAGUUCAGGAUUUCAAACAUUAAUCCGAACCAGUGUACCCAUCUGAUUUUCGCCUUUUCUGACAUUAGCAGUGUGAAUGAUCUGGUCCCCAGCAGAGACACUGACGUACAGCUCUAUCAGUCCUUUAAUGGACUCAAAACCAGAUUCAGUACGAUGGUGUCAACACAAACAACAAGAGCAAUGUUCAUCCAGUCUGCUAUCACACUACUGAGAACAUAUGGUUUUGAUGGGCUCAACCUGGACUGGAGGUUUCCCGCAGCAGCAGGAAGCCAAUCAGACAACAAGCAGAAAUUUACACUGUUGUGCCAGGAGCUCAACGCUGCCUUUGUGGCUGAAGGAACCCAAAAUAACCGUGACAGAUUAAUCCUCACUGCUAGUGUCUCUGCUGAGAAGGCAGUCAUCGAUGCCAGUUAUGAAGUCGCACAGAUUGCCGGGAACCUGGAUUUCAUUAAUGUGCUGACAUUUGACUUUCGCGGCCCCUGGGAAAAUGUAACAGGACAUCACAGCCCCUUGUUCCGGGGAUCCCAAGAUACUGGAGACAAAAUCAACUCUAAUACUGAGGAUGGCAUGCAGUACUGGAGGGACCAGGGAGCACCAGCACAAUUGCUAAACUUGGGACUGGCAACGUAUGGACGAGCUUUUACCCUGUCUUCUCCAUCCACUGAUGUUGGAGCACCAGCCAACGGCACUGGUGAAGAAGGUUGCUACACUGGUGAAGAUGGAUUCUGGGCCUAUUAUGAGACUUGUCUUUAUAUUGAAGGGGCUCUAAUCCAGCUGAUUACUGAUCAGAAAGUUCCAUACGCCCUCACAGAAAAUCAGUGGGUUGGAUUUGAUAACAAAGAAAGCUUUGAAACAAAGGUCAGCUACCUGAAAACAAACAACUUUGGAGGAGCUUUUGUCUGGUCUCUGGACCUGGAUGACUUUACUGGAAAAUUCUGUAAUGAUAGCAAAUAUCCUCUCAUCAGCCAUGUGCAUGAUCUCCUUGUUCCAGCAACCACAACUCCCACUACAACUCCCACCACCACUACUCCCACUACUACAACUCCCACAAUCACAACUCCCACCACCACAACGCCCACUACUACAAUCACAACUCCCACUAUUACAACUACAACUCCCACCACCACAACUCCCACAACCACAACUCCCACCACUACAACCACAACUCCCACUAUUACAACCACAACUCCCACAACCACAACGCCCACUACUACAAUCACAACUCCCACUAUUACAACUACAACUCCCACCACCACAACUCCCACUACCACAACGCCCACUACUACAAUCACAACUCCCACUAUUACAACCACAACUCCCACCACUACAACCACAACUCCCACUAUUACAACUACAACUCCCACCACCACAACUCCCACAACCACAACUCCCACCACUACAACUACAACUCCCACUACCACAACCACAACUCCCACUACAACUCCCACCACCACUACUCCCACCACCACUACUCCCACUACUACAACUCCCACAAUCACAACUCCCACCACCACAACGCCCACUACUACAACUACAUCUUCCACAACCACAACUCCCACCACAACUCCCACUACCAUAACCACAACUCCCACUAGUACAACUACAACUCCCACUACCACAACUCCCACUACUACAACCACGACUCCCACUACUACAACCGCAACUCCCACUACCACGACCACAACUCUCACUACCACAACUCCCACUACCACAACUACAACUCCCACUACCACGACCACAACUCCCACUACCACAACCAUGACCACAACUCCCACUACUACGACUACAACUCCCACUACCACAACCACAACUCCCACUACCACAACCACUACUCCCACUUCAACAGGAAAUUCUAGAGGUCUCUGUGGAGGUAAAAACAGUGGGCUUAUCAGCAACCCUAAAGACCCACAAUCUUUUUUCAACUGUGGUGAUAAAGCAGUGCACCUUCAAUACUGCCAAGCAAGGUUGAUCUUCAAGGAAUCUUGCCAAUGCUGUGACUACCCCUAAAGAGUGGCAAGAUAUGUGUUAAUACUCUUAUCAACAAAAUGGGGUUACUGUCAACAGAUGUUAUAUGUAUCAUUUGUUAUGAUUCUUCACUGAUGUUUUGUGUGAAAAAUUACUUUACUCUUUUUAGGCCUCAAUAAGGUACAUGUAGGUUUGAAAACACCAUUUACAUGCUUGCAUUAACACUUUCAGGUGAAUCCGUCAAGAUUUACAGAUUGAUUUCCAUAAGCCAAUGAAAUGUCCUCCCAUUCAUGUCUGUAAAUAUACCACAUUAUUUAUUUUAUUUAUUAAUAUCUAAUAUAUCUAAACCAGUUGAUCAUGUAUGUUCUUUUUAUCCUUUCUUCCAUUAUUUAGUCUACCAUGCCUUACUUAAUUAUAUGGUUGUUGCAUAAAUAUUUUACUGUUGGUGUAUCUUACCCUAUUGUAUGGAUGUGUUUUUUUGUUGGUUUAUAUUUAGCCCUCACAUGAUUGCCAUGCACCUGUUACAUAUAGCAUAUAUUUAUACAUUUAAAGCUUUACUUUGAUAAAUUCUAAUAAAUAUUACUGAAUUGAUAAAUCAAUAAUAAUAAAAUGAUAAAUUACAAAAAUUUUACAAGUUUUCCAUGUUUUGUUGGAAGAUUGGUUAUUAUGUUGUUGUUGGUUGUUCUUUGUCUAUCAGGUGCUUAUGGGAUAAAAGACACAACAUAGUGUUUUAGCGCAUUACAAAUAAAAGUGAACUGAAUAUGCUAUGAAAACAAGCUACCUAACUGGUUAUCAUCAAUCUAUCCCCAGAUCAACAUCUAUCUAUCUAUCUAUAACAAGUGAUUUUUAUCAGAGUUGUUUCACAACACACAAAUUUAACUGAUCAAACUUGUAAACUUCUAACAUGCAGCUAUUCUGUUUAGUUCAGAUCAGACCAGGUACUAUAUGAUCAGAUCAAUGCAAUUAAAACACAAAAUAAAAAUAUUAAUUUGAUAUCCAAGCAAGAGCUUUACUGACAAUGCAGAGCUGUAACCAAGACUGAAGUUAAUUUACGACGCAGUAGUUGGAUUAUUUGUCUGGAAAUGUUUUCCAAAGUAGAUCUUCUUUUGUAUCUUCAAAUUUGUACCUACAGUAUAUCUAUACAUCUAUACAUUGGGGGGCUUUUUUCCGCUUGAGGGCCCCAAGCAUUUGCCUGGUUUGCCUGUCGUGACGAUAUGCCUCUGGCUAAAACAGAUAAUUAAACAAUCCUGAGUAACAACUGUUAUGAGUUAUAAGGAUCCUGCUGGGCAAGAUUUUUUUACAACACAAAUCAUCUUCCCAAACUUGUUGUAUGAGGGAAAAUGUUGUAAAUGUUUCAGUUAAAUCAGCUGUGCACAUUAUGUUCUCGUUCUUUUGUCUGACAUGCCUCUUUUUUUUCUAUGCUUAUUCAAUGGGUAUGUUCUGGUGUAUAUUUAGCAUGAUUGGUCUAGAUGAUGCAGCUAAUGACAUGGCUGAUGCAUAUUGCACUUAUUUACAUACACUAUUUGUCUAGCUUUAAUAAAUACUGACUCCUUAU
Molecule: messenger RNA, 4159 nt
Organism: Seriola aureovittata
Lineage: Eukaryota; Metazoa; Chordata; Actinopteri; Carangiformes; Carangidae
Product: oviduct-specific glycoprotein-like
Exons: 14
Coding region: 1-2646 (881 amino acids)
Biological process (GO): chitin catabolic process; carbohydrate metabolic process
Cellular component (GO): extracellular region
Molecular function (GO): chitinase activity; chitin binding
Source: RefSeq, a predicted model, not a curated record